AUCAUCAGCAGUAAUUCUUCCCUUGGGCUAACUUCCCGUCAUGAACUGUUUGUAAAGCAGCAGAGGGUGAGCCGCACCCUAGGAACCUGUGUACAGGAGCAGAGGAAGUGAUUCCUGCCUAGGAAUCUGGGACCUGGCUGGCUCCCUGCUCUCAGAUUCCUCCGACAUGAGAGGGGCGUGCUGGUGACAUGUGAGUGCCUAGUCUGCCAAGAAGCCAACUCGCUGUUUGAAGAGUUUUCCAGGGACACGAGCUUCAUUUGAGUCUGUUACAACCCUUCAACGUGAGUGGAUGCCUGGGGCCUCUGGAAUUAAACUUGUUACAGACAUCAUGCAAGGAUCUGUGCCAGUGCCUGCAUCCUCACAGAAAGAACGAUAAUAGUUCCACAUACAGUAGGCUCCUGCAAGUGCCAACUUCCUUGAUCUCCUCCAAUGCAGACUCACGGAUGGACUCCACCUUGUCCCUGUGAAGAGAUUCUGCAUGCUUUCAGCAGCCAGAGGGGAAUUCUACUGCUGGCAUCUUCACAAGCUGCCCCACGGCGGGACUUGCUCAGUGGCGCCUUGGGAGAAUAUCCAUUCACACAGUUGUUUCACGACAGUACUUGCUGCAGACCCAUGGAGGAACUUGCUUGCAUGCUGCAUCUCCUUUGAGCUCCUCAGCCUGUGCUGUUUGAACUCACCAGGGCUCCUGGCAGUCUGUUUGCUUGUUUUUCCAACCGCUCUCCCUGAUCCUAUUGCAUUCCCUCUCUUGCAGAGCCCAAAAAAGAUGUGAACUUUGGAAUGGGGUCUGUGAGCAGCUGUGGACUCGGUACAUUUGUAAGACUUGUGCUGAUUAAUAGCAGGACUGGUUAACUGCUGUGGGCAGCCUUUCUGCGUGGCUGCAGGGUUGCAGGGCACCAGCCUUGCUUAGGCCCUUCACGAUGUUCCUCCUGCUCCCCUUUGACAGCCUGGUUGUUAAUCUCUUGGGGAUUUCCAUAACUGUCCUCUUCACUUUGCUUCUGGUUUUCAUCAUUGUGCCAGCAAUUUUUGGAGUUUCCUUUGGCAUCCGCAAGGUUUACAUGAAAACAUUAUUAAAGAUUUUUCAGUGGGCAACACUGAGAAUAGAGCGUGGUGCCAAGGAGAAGAACCAUCCAUUAUACAAGCCCUAUGUCAAUGGUAUCAUUGCAAAAGAGCCAACAUCACUGGAAGAGGAGAUCAAGGAGAUGCGCCGUAGUGGCAGUGGCAAAGCCCUGGACACCCCUGAGUUUGAGCUCUCAGAUAUCUUCUAUUUCUGCCGCAAAGGCAUUGAGACCAUCAUGGAUGAUGAAGUGACCAAGAGGUUUUCAGCUGAAGAGCUGGAGUCCUGGAAUCUGCUAAGCAGGACCAACUACAACUUCCAUUACAUCAGUCUGCGCCUCACUGUUCUCUGGGGACUGGGUGUUAUCAUCCGCUACUGCUUCCUGCUGCCACUCAGGAUAGCCCUGGCAUUUACUGGCAUCAGUUUGUUGGUGACUGGUACUACAGUAGUGGGAUAUUUGCCAAAUGGAAGGUGUAAAGAGUUCCUCAGCAAGCAUGUCCACCUGAUGUGUUAUCGUAUCUGCGUACGUGCCCUCACAGCUAUCAUUACCUACCAUGACCGAGAAAACAGACCCCGAAAUGGAGGCAUCUGUGUGGCCAAUCACACAUCCCCCAUUGACGUGAUCAUCCUUGCCAGUGAUGGCUACUAUGCAAUGGUGGGUCAAAUCCACGGCGGGCUGAUGGGUGUGAUACAGAGAGCCAUGGUGAAGGCUUGCCCCCACGUCUGGUUUGAACGCUCAGAGGUCAAAGACCGUCACCUCGUUGCCAAAAGGCUUACAGAGCACGUCCAGGACAAGAGCAAACUGCCUAUUCUUAUCUUUCCAGAAGGAACCUGCAUCAACAACACAUCUGUGAUGAUGUUCAAAAAGGGGAGCUUUGAAAUUGGAGCCACAGUUUACCCUGUAGCCAUCAAGUAUGACCCGCAGUUUGGAGAUGCCUUUUGGAACAGCAGCAAAUAUGGCAUGGUAACCUACCUCCUUAGGAUGAUGACCAGCUGGGCCAUUGUCUGCAGUGUCUGGUACUUGCCCCCAAUGACCAGGCAGCCUGAAGAGGAUGCUGUCCAGUUUGCCAAUCGAGUGAAGUCAGCCAUUGCCAGGCAGGGAGGCCUUGUGGAUCUGCUCUGGGAUGGAGGUCUGAAGAGGGAGAAGGUGAAAGAUACGUUCAAGGAGGAGCAACAGAAACUCUACAGCAAAAUGAUUGUAGGCAACCAUGAAGACCGGAGCCGCUCCUGAGUCCUCUGCCUCCAGCACUGAUACUGGGCCUGGUCAGAGCCCUCUGCAUCCAGCACGAGCCAGGGCUUGUCUGAAGCAGCUCUGUGUGUUUGGGACUUUGGCUGCUCCAGAGCUGCUUGGACUUGCUUCUCUGGCUUUUUCCUGGAGGCACUAUUAUUGCCUAGAGUCUUCGUACCCUGGGCAGCUCUUGGCAAAGAUGCCUUCUUGUUACUGUUACAGUGAAGCCCCUUGCAGGGGCAAUAUUAAAUGAAACACUUCUGGUGUCA
This is a messenger RNA of Oxyura jamaicensis (ruddy duck), 2551 nucleotides long. RefSeq names its product glycerol-3-phosphate acyltransferase 4 (gene GPAT4). The record is from RefSeq and is a predicted model, not a curated record. Lineage: Eukaryota; Metazoa; Chordata; Aves; Anseriformes; Anatidae. Gene Ontology annotation, cellular component: endoplasmic reticulum. Gene Ontology annotation, molecular function: glycerol-3-phosphate O-acyltransferase activity. Bases 918 to 2285 code for a protein of 455 amino acids. Gene Ontology annotation, biological process: triglyceride biosynthetic process. The transcript is spliced from 13 exons.